AUGGACAACCGACUGAAAGACCGCGUAGCCAUCAUAACCGGCGCCUCCUCCGGCCUAGGCGCCGCAACAGCCCAGCGCUUCGCCUCCCUAGGCGCCCGCAUCAUCUGCGCCGACCUCACCCCCAGCACGCUCCCCUCCACCCUCAACGCCACCCACGGCCCCAACACCGCGACCUUCAUAAGUUGCGACGUAACCAACGAGACCCAAAUCCAGCAGCUCAUCGCCCAAGCCGUCGAAUUCGGCCACGGCCGCAUCGACAUCCUGUGCAACUACGCCGGCGUGGCGGUCGAGACGUACGAGCGGAAUGCGAUGACGAGGCGGGCGCAUGAGCUGCCCACGGAGGAUUUCGAUUGGGAGAUGAGUGUCAAUUUGAGGGGGACGUAUCUGUGUUGUAAGUAUGCGUUGAGGCAGAUGCUGGAGGGUCAGGAUCCGAGGGAGGUGAAUGCGAGGGGGGAGAGGACGAGGGGGUGGAUUGUGAAUGCGGCGAGUAUGUUGGACACAGGCCUAAUCGCCCACCCCAACACCCCCGCCUACACGACCUCCAAACACGCCGUCGUGGGCCUCACAAAGCAACUCGCCCUCGACUACGCCCCAGACCGCAUCCACAUCAACUGCGUCUGCCCGGGCUUCGUGCAGACCCCCAUGAUCCAGCACUUCCUGACUGACGCCGACAACGCCGCCCAGCUGGCGGGCGCGCACCCGUGGGGCGCGCUGGGCACGCCCAGGGAUGUGGCAGAUGCGGCGGUUUUCUUGUGUGGGGAUGAGUCGGCGUGGAUGACGGGGCAUGCGAUGGUUGUUGAUGGGGGGUAUACGAUUCGAUGA
Messenger RNA from Zasmidium cellare ATCC 36951, 822 nucleotides. RefSeq lists its product as uncharacterized. The record is from RefSeq and is a predicted model, not a curated record. Bases 1 to 822 code for a protein of 273 amino acids. The transcript is spliced from 5 exons. Gene Ontology annotation, molecular function: oxidoreductase activity. Lineage: Eukaryota; Fungi; Ascomycota; Dothideomycetes; Mycosphaerellales; Mycosphaerellaceae.